Molecule: messenger RNA, 2705 nt
Organism: Habropoda laboriosa
Lineage: Eukaryota; Metazoa; Arthropoda; Insecta; Hymenoptera; Apidae
Gene: RAF2
Product: arp2/3 complex-activating protein rickA
Biological process (GO): RNA processing
Cellular component (GO): nucleoplasm
Molecular function (GO): RNA binding
Source: RefSeq, a predicted model, not a curated record
GUAUCGUCGAGUCUGGUGGAGAGUCGUCUGCGACAUAACAAAUAUGGCGUAUCGCGGUGUGAAAGGUUCUGAUCCAUUCGUUUCGAAAACAUCACGAAAUGAACGUUUCGCGCAAAUGUCAAAACAAGAACAGAUUAUUCAGCAGAAGAAACUUGAGAUACAAGCGAAGAUGCAGGAGCAAAAAGCGAAAGAAGCUGUGGAAAAUUUGAGAAAGACAACUGCAUUAGCCCCGAAUUUAAUAGGAAAUAAAGCUAACUCUACCAAAAAAGAAGAAGAGAAACCAGUAGUAUCGCAAACUGUUAAUUUGUUUGCCAACGACGGUAGCUUUUUGGAUCAGUUCAAAAGAAUUGCAAGUAACAAGGGAACGGGGAAAGCAGAAUCUAUGUUUCCUUUGAAAUCUGAAGAGAAAAAAGAAGAAAGGGUCAAGGAGAGUACACAAGAUAAGGAACGAAGAAGAAAUAACGACAGAAAUAGAGAUUGGGAGAACAGAAGGGACCGCAGAAGGGAAGAUUCUCGUUGGGAGAAGGGUUCCGAUAAAAGACACAGCUCUUCUUCCAGUCCGUCUCCUACCAGACGCCCAACCUCUCAGAGUCCAGAAGCCAGACGUUCGUUUAAUCAAGUGUCUCCGAAUGGACAGCGUACGCAACACGGUCAUCAACAGUUUCUUUCUCGAAAUGGAAAUCCAUCUGCCAUUCCUUCCCUCGCAUCUCAGCCUAUGAUGCAUCAUCUCACUGGCAUACCACCGCCAAACAUAAGGAAUAUCGUAACCAACGUACCUCCUCCAAAUUUGUCAAAAAUGCCUCCUCCGAAAAGUAUGUGCAAUGCUUACCCUGGCCUGGAUGACCGAGCCACUGAUCCAAGAAUGCAAAUAUCACCACAGCAUUCGAUUCGUCCACCUCCACCUCCAACUCCUUCUUCAGUGCAAUCUCUUCCACCAAAUACCAACAUACCUCCGCCAAAUAUGCAUAUUUCUCGGACGGUGCCACCUAAUUUACAAAGUCCCAGCACGCAACAACAGCACGUACUUUCGUCUGGACGGCAGUGCGGUGUGCCACCUCCUACACCGUUACAGCCUACAAAUUUACCGCCUCCAAAUAUCCCUCCCCCGAACAUGUUACCAGCGAUGACACAAAUGCCACCGAAUAUUAUGUCCAUCCCGGCCUCGCAGACAAUCGUGGUCAGUGUGCCGAACGCGUCCAACGUACCAAACGUUCCACCGCCGAACGUGAUACCGCCCGUGAUGAUGUCCACUCCACCCCCCGUUCAGUCCAGUAUAAAUACAAUUCCACCGCCAAAUUUGAACAUCCCACCACCGAACGUACCACCUCCUUCGACCAGUUAUCCUCUUCCUAAUCAAGUCACUCAGGUACCUAUGGGACCACCUAACAUACAAGUGCCACCACCGGUGAGGCCAUUGUCCGGUCUACGAGCCUCUGAACAGCUAGAGGCUGAGCAGCUGGCACGCAUCGUCGCUGACUGUGGGGAUGAAAUCGAACAGGAAGCGCGAGAGAAGAAUGCCCAAGAUCCUAAAUUAUGGUUUCUGCACCAAAAGCAAAGUGCAGCCUAUCUACAGUACAGGGGGUUGGUGGCAAAGUUUCGGGCAGAAAAAUCCACGAAGGAAUGUAAAAACAGCGGCGCGGAACCCUACUGUCCGGAAGAAGCUUUAAGCGAUAACGAGGAUUGCGAUCAAGCAAGAGAGAGCGAGAACAAUUAUAGUACAGACCGGUUUAAAGAGGACAACAACAGAGAAGAACGUAAACGAAAAAGGCGUAGUCGCUGGGGUGAUGCGGAUAAUAAGGUGCAUAUAGCAGAAAUAAACACAUUAGCCUGUCAUAACAAACACAGCUUCUCACAGCCAGGUAUCGCGAUUCCUGGGCAAAUUGGACAACCGGCCGUUAUAAUUCGAUCAGCUAAGGUGCAGCAGCGUACGGAAACAAAGAAUCCUAUGUUGACGAAAAUUUCGCGAAACGAUCCAGCCUUGAUACAGUACGCACGACAAACUUUCGGUACGUUGGAUCUUACCGAGGAACAAUGGAAAAAAGCGGAGGAUCAUUACAAGAUAAAUCUUCUUUAUCAAAAUCUGCUGAGAAAAAGGGAAGAAGUAAGACGUUUGGAAGCACAGGGAAAACAUAAAUACGAAUACGACAGCGACGAAGAAACGGAGGGUGGUACCUGGGAGCACAAACUUCGGUCUGCCGAGAUGGAGGCUACUCAAAUGUGGGCGGAAGAGCUGACGGCGCAAGCGGAAGGAAAACAUCAUAUCGGCGAUUUCUUACCGCCGGAUGAACUUAAAAAAUUUAUGGAACAAUAUAACGCGGUCAAGCAGGGAAAAGAACCCGAUCUCAGCGAUUACAAAGAGUACAAGCUAAAAGAAGAUAAUAUAGGAUUUCAGAUGUUGCAAAAACUUGGUUGGAGCGAAGGGCAAGGUUUAGGCAGCGAAGGUAACGGUCGCAUCGAACCUAUUAAUAAAGCGACCAAUAGAUUCGACAGUGCUGGUUUAGGUUCCGAAAGACCGGAUGGUGUAUCCAGAGACGACGACGAAUUCGACGCCUAUAGAAAGAGGAUGAUGCUCGCUUAUAGAUUUAGGCCUAAUCCCUUGAAUAACCCACGGAGACCGUACUAUUGAGGAAGUGGUGAAGUGUAUCGAUAGGCCGCAUUCGUGGUAUUAUAUAUCGAAAUUUUCUAUUUAGUUGACGAAGAAGAAG